Molecule: messenger RNA, 384 nt
Organism: Cicer arietinum (chickpea)
Lineage: Eukaryota; Viridiplantae; Streptophyta; Magnoliopsida; Fabales; Fabaceae
Source: RefSeq, a predicted model, not a curated record
AUGUCUUGUCAUCCAUAUUCAGUUACAAGCAACAAUUCUCAUUUGAGAAUUAGAAGAAGAGAAUGUUUGUGUGGACUUGAAUCUCCUUUGUGUACUUCUUGGACGACUGAAAAUCUAGGUCGAAGGUUUCAUGGUUGUGGAUUUUAUAAGUUACAGGGUAAAAAAUCUUGCAAUUUUUUUGAUUGGUUUGAUGAGCCAAUGACAGAACAUGCAGAAGAAGUUAUUAUGUCUUUGAUGAAAAGGAUUGAUGAAUUCAAGAAGAAAGACAAUGUGACAAAAAAUUGUGAUGAUGAAAUGAAGUUGAAGUUGAAACUAAUGAGGGGCUUUCUGGCACUUUCAUGGCUUUUGAUUAUUGUUCUUUUGGUUAUUGUAAUGUUGAAGUAA